Columba livia (rock pigeon) is the source of this 2625-nucleotide messenger RNA. RefSeq names its product retinoic acid-induced protein 3. Gene Ontology annotation, cellular component: signaling receptor complex; intracellular membrane-bounded organelle; plasma membrane. The record is from RefSeq and is a predicted model, not a curated record. Gene Ontology annotation, biological process: G protein-coupled receptor signaling pathway. Bases 260 to 1345 code for a protein of 361 amino acids. Gene Ontology annotation, molecular function: G protein-coupled receptor activity; protein kinase activator activity. Lineage: Eukaryota; Metazoa; Chordata; Aves; Columbiformes; Columbidae. The transcript has 4 exons.
UGCUGGGGAGGAGAGGCGGUGGAACUGGAAUAGGCGUGCUCAGCCACACCUCCUCGCUCCUCCAGCUGUUAAAGCUCCCAAGGACGCCAAGCGCAGGGCUGCUGCUUGGCUGAGGUUAACAGGAGCAGAGGUGACUGUGUUACUGGCGCACUGGGAAGUUGCCUCUUCUAGCCGGAGCCUCCCUGCUGCCUUCUCCGGGCAAGACCCAGAAAGUUUUGGUGAAACAUUUCACAGGGAGGUUGUUCAAGAAGGCAAGAGGAUGACGACGAUGACAACGACGACAUCGCCUCCCCGAGGUUGCGGCAACAUCGAUGCUGACUAUUACCUGCUCUGUGAUGUGGAGAAGGCCUGGGGGAUUGUCCUGGAGUCACUGGCUGCAGCUGGUGUCCUCGUCACCAUUUUCCUCAUCUGCUCGCUCUUCUCUCUCAUCUGUAAAGUUCAAGACAACAACAAGCGGCACAUGAUCUCCAUCUAUUUCUUCUUUCUCUUAGGCACACUCGGCAUUUUUGGUCUCACUUUUGCCUUCAUCAUUAAACUCAAUUCCAGGACUCGCCCAACUCGCUUCUUCCUGUUUGGAGUCAUCUUUGCUCUCUGCUUCUCAUGCCUCCUCACCCAUGCCUUCAACCUCAACAAACUAGUGAGAGGAAGAAAGCCCUUCUCCUGGCUAAUAUUGCUGCUCCUCAUUGUUUCUUUUGCCCUGGUACAAGUUGUGAUCAGCAUUGAGUACUUAGUCACCAUGCUAGUAAACCAGAGAGACGAUUUUUUGAGUAUGACUGCAGAGGAGACCAACAAAGACUUUGUCAUGCUUUUGAUCUAUGUGCUCUUCUUGAUGGCUCUGACCUUCUUGGUUUCCAUGUUCACAUUCUGUGGCUCAUACAAAAGGUGGAAGAGGCAUGGGGCACACAUCUUUGUCACUGUCCUGUUCUCCAUUGCCAUUUGGGUAGUGUGGAUCACUAUGCUCACGAAAGGCAACACAGUUUUAAAUAAUCCUAGCUGGGACGAUCCUGUCGUGGCCAUUGCUCUGGUGUCCAAUGGAUGGAUCUUCCUGAUAAUGUAUAUCAUCCCUGAAAUUUGUUUCCUCACUGCCCCUCCAAAGCUGGAGGACUACCCUCCAGAAAAUGACUUUUGCCAACCCAAGCUCAUAAAGCAGACGACUGGAGUGGACAACCGUGCCUACACCCAAGAUGAAAUUGUGCAAGGAGACAGAGAAGAUCUCAGCUACAACCCAUACUCUUCUCACUUUCAGAUGAAGAACAUUGAACCCCAAAAUAAUUUCUCCAUCCCUCGGCCCAACGCCCGGACAAGCCCAUACCAUGACUACACUGGUGGGAAAGGCCCCAUGUAGCAGCUCUACUGGGAGCAGAGAUUAAGACCCUGUCAGCAGAGGCGCAAGGAAUGGGCCAUGUGGUGACAAGUGACUUGAUGCUACAGGAGAGUCAAACCCACAAUGGCAAUGCUGAUGAUAAGGAGAGGAGUCCUCUUUUCCCUGAACAGGCAUCUUUGUAGCCCACUCUUAUUUGUCAAUCACAGCUUUCAGACACUGCUCUGACCAUCCUGUUCCUGCUAACCCAAUUACUCCAUGGGACAGAGCUCUUCUCUUCUGACAGAGGAAUGUGCUAGACCUGUCCUGACCUAUUUUCAGCAGGAAUGCUGUAGGGCUAGAGCAGCAAUAAGAUCAUCAGGUGGACCUGUGACUGGGUCUACCCCAGCCAGGACUUGCUUUGAUCAGCUUGUGGGUAUGCCUGCACCCCACAUCUGACAGGAGAAAAGGCAGGAGCAGGAGCAUUAGCCCUACACAUCCCUACUCCUGCCUACCCAUGAACACAUGACCAAGGAUGCCCUUAUCUAUCCACUGUUACUGUUGUGCCCACUCCCAGCUCUGCCUGGAUCUCUUAGAGAUCAGUAGAGGUGAGACAGAGAAAGAUAGAGAAAGCAAGAUUAUUCCUUUUUUCUUCUUCAUUUUCACUUCCAACCCCUUCCUCAUUGCCUAGAGACCACAGUGGAGAGCAGGAAAAAAAUUUAAAGACACAAAAAUAUCUACAUCUAUUUACCCUGACACAUUUUCUGAUUUGCACUCUAGCAUCAGCCUCCCUCUCAGCUCCAGCUCUUGACCAUGUGCCCCAGCUGAGCUCCUUGGGGAGCUCAACCCCAAAAUACCUCCCUCCCCACCCCUGCCACACCAGGCUGUGGGUCCCUGCAGACAAAACCUUUUCCAUGCAACUGCUUGCAAUAGCCUGGUGGAAUUUAACCCUAUGCACCUUGGAGAUCUGCCUCCUCCCAAGUGUAUAUGUGAUAUUAAUAUGAACAUUUCCCAAGCAGACAGGUUAUGGAGGGUGAGCACCCUUGUUCCCAGGAGUGAGCGAGCGUGAGCAAGUGCAUGUGUGUGCAUGUGUGUGUGUGUGCACGGUGUGGACUGCACCCUGGUGAUGAGCAACAAAUCUGCAGAGCUGAAUCAUUCUGUAGCCUGCUUUGCAUUUAGUAAAUAGCUUUCCAUGAUAUUUCAUAUAUAAAUACAUAUUGCUCUCCAAGUGGGUGUGUAUGGUACAACAGCGUCUGAUGCAGCUAUGUAUUUAUUUAGUAUUUUGUGUGUGGAAUAUUUAAUUAAUAAAACCCCAAACAGUCUGA